AAAUCAUUAGAAGCUGAAAUUCCGAAACAGCUGGAGAACUAUUCUUGAAUUUCCAUUUCGGAAUUUCGCCCCUCUCGCGCGCUCUGUCUCUCUCUCCCAUCCCCCUGAAACACAUCCCCACAACUGCUCCCUCCCGGCCCUCUGCUCGCAAACCCUUCUCCUCCGCCCCUACCCUGCUUAUUGCAAAUCUUCCCACCCCUGCUUGCAGACCCCGCUCCCCGCCCUGCCCUCUUCCCCGCCCCGACCAGGGGAAUUUUCUGAAGUUGCCUCUGAAGUUAUUAUAUGUUGCGAAGAAAGCAUUUGGGGCUUCUGUUCUUUUUGACUCGUCAGGAGAAGAUGAUGAGUCAAUAGUGGUGGGAUUCCGGAGAUGAUGGAUCUCCUCCUUGACACGUUGCUUUCUUUAUUGCCGCAAGCUUCAGCUUCUAUGAGGUCGCUAUUGAGCAGGCUUUGUUUUGGAAAAUGAUAAUAACAAUGGUUCAGCUUUAGGUUCAUCUGGAAUUUUAGCUGAUCAUCAGCUUCAAACACAAUUGCAAGAGCAUCACUUGAAGGGUUGCAACGGCCAGAGAUACGAAGCAUAUGCAGCGUGAAGGGAACUGAAGCAAGAACGCAGAGCCUACUACUGUCGAUCUGCCGUCGGUGAUCCGAGUUCGUUGUUCCAAUAGGUAGAAGUUUGUUGCAGCCACCAUCUACAAAGACGACACAGAUCUGCCGUCAGUGAGUUUAAAGCCUAGAAGCUCCGAGGAACCUACCAUCUGUCUAAAUUUCAUGUUUAACUCUCUUCAACUUGAUUUGGUCAUUAGAGCUAAGGAUGGACGCAUGUGGGACCCUCUAAAGAACCAUUUUAUUGGUCAUGGAGGUUCCCAAAUUUAUUAUGAGGUUUAAAGGGAAAGGGUUCAGCACCACCAGAAUCAAACUCUACCCGUUUGAGUAUCUUCCAAGAAGAAGUUUUUCGGACUUCAAGAAAAGCUUUAGCGGCGAUGAUGAAGUUCUUCCUGUUUUGAUUGUUGGUGCAGGUCCUGUUGGGCUCGUUCUCUCCAUUCUUCUGACAAAAUUAGGUGUCAGGUGUGCGGUUUUAGAGAAAAGCAAAAUCUUCUCUCAACAUCCACAAGCGCACUUUAUAAACAAUCGAUCUAUGGAGGUGUUUCGCAAAUUGAAUGGCCUGGCAAAGGAGAUCCAAAAGUUGCAACCACCAGUAGAUUUGUGGAGGAAGUUCAUGUACUGCACCUCACUUUCGGGUUAUAUUCUUGGGUCAGUAGAUCAUAUGCAACCUCAAGGUAAAUCCUUUGGAGUGGUCAAUCAAUGGCUCAUCAGUGCAAUGGAAUGCUCCUUCAAGGACUUUGAACAGGUAGUCAGCCCAGUAUCUGUUGCACAUUUUUCACAGUACAAACUUACCAGGUUACUACUCAAACAGCUAGAGAAUCUUGAAUUUCGCAUUUCUAAUGGUGAUGGAAUUGAAGAGCUUAAUCAUAGACUUCUUGGGGAAAGGGAGAUAUUGAUGGGACAUGAGUGUGUUUCCAUCAAAGCCACUGAUCCUUGUCUGACAGUGGGUGCUUCCUUUAUCAAGGAAGGGAAGAAAACAGAAAGAAAAAUCCUCUGUAAAAUUCUAGUUGGUGCUGAUGGUGCUGGAAGCACUGUUAGAAAGCUGAUGGGUAUAGGUAUGCAAGGUGAAAGGGGGUUGCAAAAUCUUGUCAGUGUCCAUUUCUUGAGCCAAGACCUUGGACAAUACCUACUUCAUCAGAGGCCGGGAAUGCUGUUCUUUAUUUUCAAUACGGAUGCUAUAGGGGUUCUUGUAGCACAUGAUCUCAGCCAAGGUGAAUUUGUGUUACAGAUGCCCUUCUAUCCUCCUCAGCAGAAUCUAAAAGACUUCAGUUCCAAGGUAUGCGAGGAGUUAAUCUUUAAAAUAGUCGGCUGGGAGCUCAAGGACAUAAAUGUGAUUGAUAUAAAGCCAUGGGUGAUGCAUGCUGAAGUUGCUGAGAAGUUUGUUGCUUGUGAUAAUCGAGUAAUACUUGCGGGUGAUGCAGCUCACCGUUUUCCUCCUGCUGGUGGUUUUGGAAUGAACACUGGUAUCCAGGAUGCUCAUAACCUGGCAUGGAAAAUAGCUUCUGUGUUGCAGGAUAUAUCUCCACCUUCAAUUCUCCAGACUUAUGAAAUGGAACGCAGGCAGAUUGCUAUUUUCAAUACUAGACUAAGUGUUCAGAACUUUAAAGCCGCCAUGGAAGUUCCUUCUGCACUUGGUCUGGACCCAGCUGCUGCAAACUCAGUACAUCGAAUAAUCAACAGUGGGAUUGGUUCCAUUCUACCAUCUGGAUUACAGAGAGCAAUCUUGGAUGGAAUCUUUGCUGCUGGUCGUGCACAAGUUUCAGAAUCCAUUCUGAAUGACAAGAAUCCUCUUGGCUCUUUGAGGCUUGCUAAACUGAGGCGUAUAUUUGAUGAAGGAAAGAGCCUCCAGCUUCAGUUUCCUGCGGAAGAUCUUGGUUUCAGGUAUCUUGAAGGAGCUCUUGUUCCAGAGAAUUAUAAUGCAUCACAUGCACCAGAAGCACCAACUGGUCGUAGGAGGGACUAUGUUCCCUCUGCAGAGCCAGGGUUGCGGUUGCCUCAUAUGAAUUUCAGAUUGUUGCCGAAGUUAUCGAGUGAGGAGAUUUUUUCUACUUUGGAUCUGGUGUCUGGAGAUAAAGUUGUGUUCCUUCUCAUUAUAGCACCGAAGAAUGAGUCUUACAAUCUUGCUCAAGCUGCUCUCAAAGUGGCAGAUGGAUUCAGAGUUUCUUUGAAGAUUUGUGUCAUGUGGCCAUCUGGUUCUGUAAAGGAAAUAGGCGCAAAUAAAACUGCUUUAAUGUCAAUCAAGGAUUGCAUUCAUGUUGAGGAGAUUAGGAGAUCAGCACCAUCACCUUCAUGGUGGGACAUCUGUCAGAUGACAGACAGAGGAGCCAUUUUAGUUAGACCCGACGAGCACAUUGCUUGGCGGACUAAGUCUGAAGUUUCUGAUCCUAUAUCUGAGAUGCAAAAUGUAUUCUCCUUAGUUUUACUGGGUAAAAGGACCUGUCUUUUGCAGGAAGUAGAAGCAAAGCUUAAACACGUAUAAGAUAUAUGCAUGCACAGAUGGAUACAGCAGUUGUAUCUCCUGUUUUCUUUGUAUGUACACUAAUAUGAUGCAUGCAUGCACAGAUGGAUGAGCCAUUAACUAUCAGCUUAUAAAUUUCAUACAAGCCUAUACUUAA
Messenger RNA from Macadamia integrifolia, 3215 nucleotides. Its product is annotated as putative polyketide hydroxylase. Bases 851 to 3079 code for a protein of 742 amino acids. The transcript is spliced from 17 exons. The record is from RefSeq and is a predicted model, not a curated record. Gene Ontology annotation, molecular function: FAD binding. Lineage: Eukaryota; Viridiplantae; Streptophyta; Magnoliopsida; Proteales; Proteaceae.